Messenger RNA from Talpa occidentalis (Iberian mole), 500 nucleotides. RefSeq names its product family with sequence similarity 136 member A (gene TIMCC). The record is from RefSeq and is a predicted model, not a curated record. The transcript has 3 exons. Bases 39 to 455 code for a protein of 138 amino acids. Lineage: Eukaryota; Metazoa; Chordata; Mammalia; Eulipotyphla; Talpidae. Gene Ontology annotation, cellular component: cytoplasm.
GUGGGCGCCGGCGCGGCGGGGAGCAGCGCGGGGUCGCCAUGGCGGAGCUGCAGCAGCUCCGUGUGCAGGAGGCGGUGGACUCCAUGGUGAAGAGCCUGGAGAAGGAGAACAUCCGGAAGAUGCAGGGUCUCAUGUUCCGGUGCAGUGCCAACUGUUGUGACGACAGCCAGGCAUCCAUGCAGCAGGUACACCAGUGCAUUGAGCGCUGCCAUGCGCCUCUGGCUCAAGCUCAGGCCCUGGUGACCAGUGAGUUGGAGAAGUUCCAGGACCGCCUGGCCCGGUGCACCAUGCAUUGCAAUGACAAAGCCAAAGAUUCAAUAGAUGCAGGAAGUAAAGAGCUUCAGGUCAAGCGGCAGCUGGAAAGUUGUGUGACCAAGUGUGUGGAUGACCACAUGCAUCUCAUCCCAACCAUGACCAAGAAGAUGAAAGAGUCUCUCUCGUCUAUUGGGAAAUAGAAGUCUUUGCCAUUGGCCAUUAGAGCUGAAGGCAAGAAUCUAUUU